This is a messenger RNA of Candoia aspera, 1478 nucleotides long. It is a transcript of the gene ACTA1, whose product is annotated as actin alpha 1, skeletal muscle. Gene Ontology annotation, biological process: skeletal muscle thin filament assembly. Gene Ontology annotation, cellular component: stress fiber; actin filament; striated muscle thin filament. Lineage: Eukaryota; Metazoa; Chordata; Lepidosauria; Squamata; Candoiidae. The transcript has 7 exons. The record is from RefSeq and is a predicted model, not a curated record. Bases 147 to 1280 code for a protein of 377 amino acids.
UGUGGGUCGGCGACAGGGGAGGGGAGAAGCCAGCCGGGGCCUAUAUAAAACCCGCCGGGCUUUCGCAAGCCCACCGACCAGCAGAGCUGGGAAGAAGCGGCAACCAGAGCUGAGAGCCAGGAACCAACCGCAAGAAAGCCGACACCAUGUGUGAUGAGGAUGAGACCACCGCACUUGUAUGCGACAACGGCUCCGGCUUGGUGAAGGCUGGCUUUGCCGGGGAUGAUGCCCCCAGGGCUGUGUUUCCCUCCAUUGUUGGCCGCCCACGUCAUCAGGGUGUCAUGGUGGGUAUGGGUCAAAAAGACUCCUACGUAGGGGAUGAAGCCCAGAGCAAAAGAGGUAUCCUGACCCUGAAGUACCCCAUUGAACAUGGCAUCAUCACCAACUGGGAUGACAUGGAGAAGAUCUGGCAUCAUACUUUCUACAAUGAGCUCCGUGUUGCCCCUGAGGAGCACCCCACCCUGCUCACCGAGGCCCCUCUUAACCCCAAGGCCAAUCGUGAAAAGAUGACCCAGAUCAUGUUUGAGACCUUCAACGUCCCAGCCAUGUAUGUGGCCAUCCAGGCUGUGCUGUCCCUCUAUGCCUCUGGCCGUACUACUGGUAUUGUGCUGGACUCUGGCGAUGGUGUCACCCACAACGUGCCCAUCUAUGAGGGUUAUGCCCUGCCCCAUGCCAUCAUGCGUUUGGACUUGGCUGGUCGGGAUCUCACUGACUACCUGAUGAAGAUCCUGACUGAGAGAGGCUACUCUUUUGUCACCACUGCUGAACGUGAGAUUGUCCGUGACAUCAAGGAAAAGCUGUGUUAUGUGGCUCUGGACUUCGAGAAUGAGAUGGCAACUGCUGCCUCCUCUUCCUCCCUGGAGAAGAGCUAUGAAUUGCCUGAUGGGCAGGUCAUCACCAUCGGCAAUGAACGUUUCCGUUGCCCAGAGACCCUUUUCCAGCCCUCCUUCAUUGGUAUGGAAUCUGCCGGUAUUCAUGAGACAACCUACAACAGCAUCAUGAAGUGUGAUAUUGACAUCAGAAAGGACCUGUAUGCCAACAAUGUCAUGUCUGGUGGCACCACCAUGUAUCCCGGUAUUGCUGACCGUAUGCAGAAGGAAAUCACUGCUCUGGCUCCCAGCACAAUGAAGAUCAAGAUCAUUGCCCCCCCAGAGCGUAAGUACUCUGUCUGGAUCGGUGGCUCCAUUUUGGCUUCCCUGUCCACCUUCCAGCAGAUGUGGAUCACAAAACAGGAAUACGAUGAAGCCGGCCCAUCCAUUGUCCACCGUAAAUGCUUCUAAACAUGUUUACAGAAAAGAUCACUAUUAUUAUUACUUGGUAACUACUCUCAGGAUGACGACAUUGUGAAGUGCAGGCUGUUGAACACCUGCCCAAGCCACAUUAAUGAUCAAUUUUAUACCAAUGUCUUUAUGACGGUUGCUGCAGACGCCAUGUGACACUGAGUGUUUGUAAAGUGUACAUAAAAUUAACUUAUUUUA